GCCCGCCCCGCCUCGCGGGCGGUGCCUCCCCCGCCCCAGGCGCCGGGAGCUGAAGGGGACUCUUGGUCCGCGCCGCACGGGGAAGCGAUGGGGCGGGCGGGCCGACGGCUGCCCGCAGUGGCGGCGCUCCUGUACGGGGCGCUGGCGGCGCUGGUGCUACUGGGGGUGCGGGAUGUGCUGUUCCUCUACGAGGAGAAUCGCUGCGGUAUGACCUACAUGUACGAGUACCCCGAGUACCUGAAAAUAAAAUUACCGAGGAAAACAGCGAGACGAUAUCCAGCAUAUGAACUCUAUCUCUAUGGGGAAGGAAACUAUGCUGAAGAAAACAAAAAUCUCCUAUUGACAGGAAUUCCAGUUCUCUUUCUUCCUGGGAAUGCUGGCAGUUACAAACAAGUACGUUCUCUUGGCUCCAUUGCACUUAGAAAAGCAGAAGAUGUUGACUUCAAGUAUCAUUUUAAUUUCUUCAGUAUCAACUUUAAUGAGGAGUUGGUUGCAUUGUAUGGUGGCAGUCUGCAACGACAGACCAAGUUUGUGCAUGAAUGCAUAAAAGUAAUUCUGAAGUUGUACAGGGAUCGCGAAUUUGCACCGACCAGUGUUGCAAUAGUAGGUCAUUCCAUGGGUGGUCUUGUUGCAAGAGCCUUGCUUACUCUGAAGAAUUUUAAGCCUGAACUUAUAAACCUCCUCAUUACACAAGCCACACCUCAUGUUGCACCUGUACUGCCUUUAGACAAAUAUCUCACCGAUUUUUACACAGCUGUAAACAAUCACUGGAUUCUAAAGGCCCGAGACUUAAGAAAUUUAACUACCCUUUCUGUGGCGGGAGGAUUCAGAGAUUACCAAGUUCGUUCAGGACUGGCUUUUCUACCAAGAUUGAGUCAACAUGACAGUGCCUUAUCUGUUGUGAGCUCAGCUGUGCCUAGAGCUUGGGCCUCAACAGACCAUCUCUCCAUAGUGUGGUGCAAAGAAUUGAUCCUUGCUACCAUUAGAGCUUUGUUUGAUCUCAUAGAUGAAAACACAAGGCAGAUAACUGAGGAUCCGAAGAAGAGAAUGUCUGUAUUGAAGCACCACUUUGUGAGACAUCCUGCAAAGAUAUUUGAGGAAAAUCCCGAAGCUUUUAUGGAGCUCACAGGAGCUUUCAUGUGGAUUACAGUCAAAGCUUCAAAAUGGACUUAUUCAGUUUACAAUGAUUCUGAUGGAAAAUAUUUCACAUUUCCUCUUGCAAGCCACAGAAAAUCAUACAGCCACAUUUACUGUGAAAAUGAUUUGUUGGACACAAGUAGCUGGAUUUAUGGCUGUAUGAAUAGUAAUUCACUGACGUGCCUGGAAGCUACAGAUUUAUCCUGGAGAGCUGAGUUACUUCCAACCGCCAAGGUUGUAAUACUGAAACUUCUGGACUAUCCUUCUUUGUCCCACAUUGUCAUUCAGGUGCCACCCACAGCUGGCAGGAAGUAUACAUUGGCCUGUGAAUUCUUCAAAGAGGAUUCCAGAAGAGUACAGCUUCCUGUAACACAUCUUUUUUCAUUUGGGCUUUCUUCAAGCAAAAUUCUGUUAAAUUCAAGUGGAUUACUUUACAAUGUACAGCUCCAGCACUUUAACCAAAUAUAUCAAGCUUUCAAAAUUUAUGUAGAGAGCCACUGCCAGUCACUCAAAGAACGAAAACCUAGUGUUUACAGACUUCAUAUUCCCUGGUCACAUGAAGACUCACUAAUUGUAGCAAAAGUUCCAUCUUUUACUGAGAUGUCUGCCAAACUGCAUAUCGCUCAGCCUCAAAAUGACAGCAGAGAUCCGGAGUUAAAUAUUUACUCUUCCUCAGACUGUCAGUAUGAAGUAAUCCUGAAGACGUCGCUUUUACAGAUUCUUGGGCAAAUAAUAAGGUUCCAUGCUGGCGCUCUUCCUGUCUAUGUUAUUUCUAAUAUUCUUCUUACUUAUGGAGGACAAUUGAGCACAUUGAUGUCGACAGGUCAAUGUUCGGACUUUUCCCUUGAACUAGUUAGGACAGCUAAACCCUACAAAGUAGAACCUCUUAUAAGCAUUGUUGUAUUUCUGCAGGGGUUUAACUGGUUUAGAGAUAUAUGGGAAUCACUGUCACUACCAGAGGUGGAUGCUGCUGUACUGAGUAGUCAGGAUGCAUGGUUCCCCCUUGUGUCCCUGAUUCUGUUUCUUUUUGGGACAGGCAUUGCCUACUGGAGUGGAGUAUUUUUCUCUACAACUCUGAGACUAUUCUCAUCAUUAUGGUUAAGUCUGAUGAGACCUACUGUACCUCAAAAAGAUAACAAGUUGGUUACACCCAGAAGACUCUGUGGGGUGUUAUCCCUUGCUUUGGUUAGCUGGACCACUUGUGGUGCAUUUGCUGUAUUCAUUAUUUAUCUUCAAUACUUGUUUAAGGUUAUAAAACUACAUGUGAAUGUAAGAGCAGAACACAACAUGCAUAAUGGGGAUUCAGACAGCUCGAAAGAAACUUCACAGAACUCCAAUGUGCAUCCAGUCAAAAACCAGAAUUCAAGGGAUGAUACCUCAAAAGCAACACAGUGUCUUUCCAACAGUGCAACAAUUGCUGAAGCUGUUAACAGUCUUAAGAUGCAUGUUACAAUUUUCAAUUUAUUCACCUGGAUUGUGCUGCUCAACUUGCCAUCUUUAAUUUAUUGGUUAAAAAAUCUCAGGUACAAUAUUAGACUCGAUCCUGAUCCAUGCAGAGCUACCGCUAUUAUCCUCAUAUGCAUUUUAGAAAUUCUCAUGAAUUCAAGUACUUCUGAAGUGAAAUCAAGUAAACUGGUGAAGAUUGUAGCCAAAGUUCCACUCCCUUUGUCUGUUGCAAUGUUGGCCUUUGGACGAAUGCAUUUAUACAAAGUACCACAUUUUGUAACCUUUUCUCUUCUCCUACACCUGCUGUGUUGUAUCAUGUAAGGUUCGUUAUUCAUGGGGAGAACAGCGCAGCCAGGAAACUUAAUGCUGGAGCUGGGGCAAAUUUCGAUGAAGAAAUGCCUAGAUGAAUAUCAUCAGUAGUUUACAUUACGUAGGGAAGAGGACAGACCUAUGAAUACUUUAUGAAAAGUUUGUGAUUCUGUUCAUGUUAGAAAACUUUUUGUGGUGUUUAUUUCCUGACUGUGAAAAUUAAGUUAAUUGACUAUGUGUGUAAGCACAUAAAUCACGUUAGUGUAACAUCUCAAUACGCUGUUUGCCUUGUACACACUUUGAUACUUCACUAUAGUUCUUUGUUGAAACAGACUCUUUGUACUCACUAUGCCAUACGAUAUGUGUGUUCUGAACAUGCAUCUCUUGCAGGUGUUGCAUAUGCUGGUUAAAACUCAAUGCAUUUCAAGCACACUGUGACUAGCACAAACGCUCCACAGCCAAGUAUACUUUUAAUCAUUUUAUGCUACGUCUAAAAGCUGCCACAGUUGUGUCUAGACAAACUAGAAUGUACUGCUUCUAUAGAACUGUUAUUUCUAUCAAAUCACUUGUUCAAUCAGUGAGAGUUGAACAUUUGUGAGAUUAUUGAAAGUCUUCUACGUUUUACUUUUUGUGAGAGUGAGAAAACAACAAUGUUCUGUGUAGCUUUCUAUUCAGGAAGGGUACCAGCAGAUUCAUAAACAAUUUGCUGUAAUGUUGUUUUAAAACAUUGCCAGUUUUCUCUGGAAUCUUGUCAGUUCUGAAAUGAUCCCUUAGACCUUGCCCAUGUGUAGAAGCUUACAAACACUGAGGUGUGGUGUGAGUUUACAGUGCAGUUGCUGUACCCUACACUUGUUUCCAAGUAGACAUGGCAAGUUCUUUCCCUGUUAGAAAUGAAGACUCGACCAUCUCAUCAUAAAUGUCCGUACAUGAAAUUAAUAUGGAAUAGUUAGAGCACUGUAAAUUCAUGCCCUGCCAUAUAGUGCUAACUUCCUCACGUGGACAAUCUCUUGGUAAUAGUGGGAAAUACUGACCGUAAUUAUUAGCUCUGUAUAAAGUAUUAUCUUAGUGCCUAGAUGCUACAGUGACUGCCAUUUAUAACAAAGCCUAAAAUAGCUCUGUGUAAGGAAUUCUGUCCUGUGGGUAUAUGUUUUGCCAACAGAAGAAAUCUUGGUAUUUGUUAGGUUAAAAAUGAUGUAUUGAUUCUGUAUAGAGAUGAACCUACUCCUUGCUUCUGUGUGAGAUGUCUCUGCUCUGUCUGAGAUAACUGUUAUCUUUACAUGGAAAUACUAGACUGGCUCAAUCAGCUUAGACAAGUAAGAGGAGAUCUCCUACCCACAGUCAGUUGAGCAUAUUCCUGAUAUAAUAAUACAGCCAGCCUGACCCAUUAAUGUUAUCCUAUCUCAUGAAUCUUGCCUAAAGUGCCUCAGUUAAUUCUAGCGCCUCGUUAGGGUCAAUUCAUUUGCGCUGGCAGGAAAGGUUUAAUUCACACAGUGACUUCCCGAACUGAAGGACAAAUGUGAAGUAAGCACCUGUUUUGUCCACUUCUGUACAAGUCAGCAGUUCAAGCUAUCAGUAACUCAUCAAAACUGCUUUAAUUGAGUAAGAUUAUUGUAGUUAACCAAACCACUGUCACUGUUGUCAGAAAUCUAUGUGCUGGUAUUCUAGUCUUAACCUUUUUUAGAACAGGUUAGGUUAUAUGUAGUGUUCAUAAAUCAGAAAAGUUAUUUGGCUAGAUUAUGUCUUGAUGCUCUCUUACCAAUUGUAUGCUAUGGUGUAUAUAUAUAUCUCUAUGAUAGUGUGUACUUACUUGUAGCUAAAUCCACCAGUGGGUUUAACCUAAAAAUUACUGUUGAGACAUAGAAGAAUAGAGUUGUUUUUCUACUUUCAAAUGGCUGUGAAUGAAAGAUAGUGGCAGAACUGCACUGGGCUGGUAAAACCCUGCUUGUGAAACGUGCAGGACCUGAUUUCUGUGGAAGAUCACUUUCCUUGGCCUUCACGGUCCUUUUGGUUUACUAGUGUAUUUUACUUCUGAUUUUGUUUUGCCAUUUUAAUGGCCUCUAUGCACAAAUCCAUUUGCUGGAGCUGUUUCGUGAAAUAAAAUAUUCACAAUAAGGAGAGCAAAAGGGUCUCUGCAUGUAGUAGAUUUGAUAGCUUCAAAAAUCUGCCACAGCAUGAAAUUUACUGAAUUACAGCAGCAUAGAAUAAUACCAUUCUUUUCAUUGAAUAAUAUUUUAAAAGCUGGAAAUUGUGUUGAUAUUUAUGAGUCUUUGUGAAAUGUGUUACGGAAUCUGUAGGUUCCUACCUGAUUUCCAAGUUGCAGGUAGGAAUAGAUACAAUUCUGAGUCUGAGAUCCCAGAUGACAAAAUUUAUCACAUAUCCCUCAAUGCUCCCAUUUUUUCAGCAAUGCUUUAACUUCACUGGGGGAAAGAGGGGAAGUCUUACUGCUGCUUUGGAUAUAUAUGCAUUCUGUGUCAUUUGCUAGAUGAAAACUGUUCUCAAGACGUGUCUGGAUUUUCAGUGAUCGUGGACUGUGUAACUUCAGCUGUUUGAGAGAUUAGGUGUCUAAUCCCAACUGCAUUUUCUGUAUAAUCAGUGGAGGGGAAUAGGUUUUGAACAAGUCCAGGGAACAAUUAGUCCCAUUCUAAAAGAGGAUGAAUGACCCUACUUGCCAUUCUGAAAAGGACAAGAUUUUAUAUUGGUCUAAAAUUGUUUCUCAGGUAAAAUACAAUGAUUGUUGUGACAUGUGGAGAAGAGGCUUCCAUUAUGUGAAUUUCUAGUUCUACCACUGUUCACAAUUGUAGUCUCAUCAGAAAUGUAGGCUAACCCACUAUAGGUAAUUUUGAUUGAAGAUACAGAGAAGUGUAAAUAUUACUGAAAUAUCCUUUAUUAGUAGUAGACUGCCUUUAUAAAAUAGCUUUUGGCAAAUAUAUUGUAAUGUCUCUUAGCACUUGUAACUAAAUUGAAAUUCCGGUGUAUUCUUGAUGCUUUAGAUGAUCUAGAGUUUAUGGGAGAAGGAAAAAGACACAAAUUAACUUGUAUUGGAUUAGACCUCUGCUCUCUAAGGAGGAUGUCUAUUAACAUGCAGACCCAAAUUCUGUUGUUCUCUCACUUUUCAGAAGCUGAGGUAUUAAUUUUGUAAAAACACUGCUUUUCAUCCACAUUGAUGUUCGUCACAUUUAGGUGGUGAUUAUACCACAUAAUCAAAGGUUUAGGUUGAGAUUAGGCCUCCAUAUUUUGGUUUGCACUUCAGGAUGCAUUCAAAAUAAGAACUACUUGUGUGGCUCUUUUCUAAUGUCUUUUUUUAUAAGCUAUCGGAAAUGGCAUAAAAAACAGGGUAAGAACCUAGAGUACCAAAUGUCAGUGAUUUUUAGGUAUAGCAUCUAUGUACAGCAGAAUCUUUCUUAGGCAGGGGAGAUUUAAUGAGAAGCUUUUAGUGACAUCUCCGGGCCCUGAAUUGCUCUUCAAGUCUAUAAUCUUUUCUAGAUUAUGUGAUCAGACUUUAAUUCCUCAGAGUCUUAUCAUGCUGCAAUCAUGGUAGCUAUACCUGUAGCAAACAGUUCAUAAAAGGUCUGUAUUUGCCUGGAAAAGAAAAACUGUUACCUCUUAACUGGAAUUACCAAAUGUACCUUGGCACUGAAUGAAUGAAUGAUGUCCAAAGAGGGUAUUUUCAGUUUUAUUUUAACAGUUGGUUAAAAUUUGUCAUGUUUCAGCAUCCUCUUACAAAGGAGAUUGAUUUUGGGGAUUUUGAUUGGGUUGUUUUUUUUUUGUCUGUUUAGUUUCAAAAAAUAUUAUUUCUAAUAUUUAGAGUUCUGCUCAGAUUUUGAGCUGAUACAUGUAGCAAUUCAUUCCAAAACACUUACUUAUUACAUUUUAGAACAAUCCUAAACAGUAUAGAAGUUCAUUGCCAAAGACAGAGAUUGCUUAUAUGUCUAAGUGAACUAUUCAACUAUGGCCUAAUUGGGCUACCUUUGAAGUCAGUGGUUUGAAAAAAUAAAUUAUUUGAUACUUUAAAAAAAAAAUAAGAAACCUUUUUGCAUAUGUUGGUGUUUGUUAGCACAUCUAGUUUUCCGUGUGUUUGCGGGUAGCAAGAUUACAAACUUGAUUUUUUCUCUGAAAUCUGAUACACUCACUUCUAAACUUUGAUGGGACAGAAUACUUGAUAAUGUGCCUAUUAAAAAAAGUAAACAUUUGAGAAGCUUUCAUUUGAUCAAUUUUUUUCCAGUACAGUGAUGAGUGUGUCUAGACUUCUAUUUAUACCAAGAAAAAGCCAGACAUUUAUAGUCCUUCAAUACCCUGAGUUACUGAGAAUGUUUUUGGAAGUGGUUAUAGUGUUGGUACAAUAAUUGUGCUGUUAUUUUAAGUCGCUAAGCUACUAGAACAUUGUUUAGCUGUAAAAUGGACUAAAUUCUUAAUUCUUAUUUUCCAUUUCACGGUGAAUAUUAGUCACUUAAUUUACAGCUUUGACUUUUUACAUGUCUUUUUUUUCUUGGAGGUAAUCAAGUUAGCUUUUAUAAGCACUUAGUGCUUUACAGUAAAUGAUUUUAAAACUUUCAUCACUGUUCCUUUAGGGGAGAUGUACUUCUGUCACUGAAGCUCCAUGCUGCUCCUGUAUACCUCUGGAAGUGUGUGCCCAUAAAUGACAGUUGAAAAAAGUUUUGGUUUUAUGUUAAAAUAAAAUAGGUUUUCUACCCCCUUUUUUUAGAGCCAGAACUUUAAUCUAGUAUUCAUAGUACAAUCCUUAAAAUCUCUAGAAGUUUAUCGGAAAACCUUUUACAAAUGUAUUUUUUGAUGUAUAUUCUAAUUUAUGGAAGAAUGUAUUUGAUGCCUUUAAUCAGGUCAUUUAUCUUAAAGCAUAAAUAAAAUCUAUACAUUUAAUGUUGUUAACAAACAUUACUGCUUUUAAUAAUAAAGUUUAAGCAUUUAAGGAGGAAUUUCCAUAGCUCUUACUUAAGCAAAUAUGCCCAGCACCUCUGAUUUUCAGGUAUCUAAGCUUGUAACUGCCACAAAAAUGUGCUUAUUGCCUUGUGGCAUGGAAACCUGAGUCAAAGCUGUGAUGUUUUGGCUUUAAUUUUGCUUAAGAUUUAGGGUCUCAUUCUGCAUUCUUAAAUGCAGACAGAUUUUGCUACUCAUGCUGUCAUAAAUGCAUCUCGUAAGCGUGGCCUCUCUGCAGUUACUGGCAAGAUGCGGUCUAGAUCCUGUAGGAAGCGCAUGGUACCAGAGCUAGUAUUGUGUCUCUUAAAGUCAGGAAUGGCACACACGAACUUGUUAUUUUUUGGCACAUCAGCCCGGUUCCUCCUUCCGUAUGCAGUUACCCUUGGUUUGCAGUAUCCUUCCACUGCAGUACAGGCAAAAUGUUCACAGUAAUAGUAGGCACCGUGACUGCCAUAGUGCAGGUGCACAGCAGCUAUCCUGGAGACUGUUGUUCUAUUUAUGUUUUGCAUGUUUGUUGAAAUACCAGCAAAGACUUUUUAUUUCCCCAUCCACGUUAAAUGAUUUCAGGGCAUAUGUGUUUAAUAUUGAAUGUGUAGUGGAAGGUGUCCCUGCCCAUGGCACGGGGGUUGGCACUGGAAGAUCAUGAUUCUAUGUGCAAGUGUGGUCAUGUUUAGUUUCAUGAAAUGCUAAGUGCACUAUUUUGGGAUCAGUUCAGGCUUCAGUAUUUUCCACUUUCAUCACUUUGAGUGCAAAAAAUAGUAUUUGAGACUGCAGCACCUGACUACUGAAAUAUUUUAUAGAGGUCUACAAGAAGUAGAUGUAACACACAUAGUUAGAGUGCCAGACCAAAACUGCAAUGUGGGAUUCCUCACUGUGACUUUAAACUUGUAGCUUUCUAGAGCAAAAAAAAAAAUUAUAAAAUACUGUGCCUUAAACCACUAAAGGAAUACACUCUAACUGUAGCCUGUGGACUUCUGUAGCCUUAUAUUUGAUUUUUGAAGUUUACCAAAACCAUGUGUGGGUCAUACUGAAACUUGAUUUGGGGAAAAUACUUUAAAAAGUUUAUUUUUACUCCCUUUUACUACACUUACAGAAAUGAUUCCUGGCAGUUACAGUAUAUUUGUUGUUUGGAAUCACACCAGCCAAAGCUGGCCUUAAUUUCUCAAGUCUAUCCAUUGUGACAAAAACAAAAAUAAGGAAGGAAAACUAGUCUCAGAUAUCUGUCUCAACUUUGAAGUCUGUGUGUCAAAUUAACUUUAAAAGUUUUGUUCUUUAGUUUCUUCAAAAUAAAAAGAUCUUCUAAUUGUAGUUUAAGCACAAUAUUGUAUUUAAGCCAUUGAGUAUCAAUAUUGACACCAGUGUGAGGAGAAAACUAGAAGGUAGUGAGGUGAGGUUGGUUGUUUAAAGCUCCAGAAUUUUUGAAUAACAAAUUUCACUUUUUAGGAAAAAUGUUCCUCUAUAAAACUCUGAAAGGUUUUUUGGAGGGGAAGGGGGCAUGGAAUUUUAUACAUUCUGUUCUUCUCGGUUCAUUAAAGAAUACCGGAAAGACUAUAAGUUUUCAAAUCUUGUUUCGGUAUAGUAGAAGAAUUUCUUAUGUAUGUUUUUUAAUAUGAAGAGCUCUGGAAAAGCCACCACUUGCUUUCCUUAAGUAUCUCUAAAGAGUUCUUUAUAUGUUUUGAUCAAAACCCCCACCUUUCCUCAGUAUUAGUACUAUGUAGUACUGAAUCUUGAAUAAAGAUUCCAUCUCAAAGCUUAUCGUUGGACUGUGGAUAUUUAGAGAGGCACAUGAAAGUACUGCAUGUCAGCUAUCAUAGUAAUUGUUGGAAGCAAUACGAAUCAUACUUAUUAACCUUCUGUUGAGAACUAACUUGUACCUGGCUGCCAUAGUGCACAACAAAUAAUAUGCAUUUUUUUAAUCUUCCCUGCUACUUCCUUUCAUAUAUUAGUUUAGGACUUUUAAAAUUCUAAUUCUGGUCACCUAAAUUUCUCUUCUUUCUUUUUGUUUCAGUAAUCCUAAUCGUUGGCGAUUUCCUAGUUACUGGAAUAUUGUAGUAUGAAAAUCAUUGAGAGGGCCAGGCUACAUUUAAAUCCUUUUGAUAUAUAAUGAUUAGUCUAGAAAAGAUGUGUAACCUAGGCCUAGUAACUUGAUUCCCUACUUAACUUUUAAUUGUUUUUCCAAGCACAAAACCGAAUAAUGUUGGCCAAAAUACCGUUUUUGAGUAUUUGGGGGAAUGAGGGGUGGAGAGUGGGGAGAGGGCUGUUAUUUGGUUUUAAGGGGACUUAAGGCUUUGAAGAACACAUGUAAUUUUUGGAAAAAUCAAGCAACCCAUCUUACAUGUUUUUAACUCUUCCUCUAUUUUCAGUUCUUAUACUCCUGGAGUAAAUCUGGUGUUGUAGGAGGAGCUAACUCUUAAUAGUUACAGGUUUCUAGAGAUGCUAACAGGGUCUUGUCUAUAAAUGUUUGAUUAGUGCUAUAGUAAAUCAUUGUGCUUACUAAAAUGUUUAUAACUGAAUUUUCAGAUACAGAACAUGCAAUGUGUGAUAAGCUUUGGCAAAGUCCUUGUGAAAUGCUAAGAAAACCUUGGAGAAUAAGUAUCUUCAGCUAAUAUUGAAACUACUGAAAACUGAAUUCUUAAUCUUUAAAACCUGUAGAUACUGGUACUUCUUUUGUUGAAGUUGAGUGGGACCUACUCUGGGAUUUUCAUAUUUUGUUUGCUUGUUUCCCUGUCUGCGGUGUAUACUUCAUAUUUUUUAUUUAUCUUUUUUUUUUGUGUGCAUGACUUAGAGUACACUGUACAGCACAUGCUCUGCUGAAUAAACACUUCUGAAUAUUUUUGUGUGGUGUUCUAACACAGUUGCGUUAGUACAAAUUGUUGUAAUUCACAAAAAGUGCCACUUAUCAGUCAUACUCUGUAGAGUGUUGUGAAUGUUACCUGUACUUCUGUUAUACAAAUAUGCUAAUGAGUGUCGUGAUGAAUGUUUGCCUUUAGUCUUUGCUCAGGUACUUGUGGAGCAGUUUGGUGCUUUUCCUUCUGACUUGUAAUACUUUCUAAAGUAUUCUAAAAUACAGAAAAUAAAAACUGUGAACAAAA
Messenger RNA from Cuculus canorus (common cuckoo), 10916 nucleotides. RefSeq names its product post-GPI attachment to proteins inositol deacylase 1 (gene PGAP1). NCBI's taxonomy places the organism in Eukaryota, Metazoa, Chordata, Aves, Cuculiformes, Cuculidae. Gene Ontology annotation, biological process: GPI anchor metabolic process; endoplasmic reticulum to Golgi vesicle-mediated transport. Gene Ontology annotation, molecular function: phosphatidylinositol deacylase activity. The record is from RefSeq and is a predicted model, not a curated record. Gene Ontology annotation, cellular component: endoplasmic reticulum. Bases 88 to 2904 code for a protein of 938 amino acids. The transcript is spliced from 27 exons.